This is a messenger RNA of Jatropha curcas, 3421 nucleotides long. RefSeq names its product sequence-specific DNA binding transcription factor ATNDX. The record is from RefSeq and is a predicted model, not a curated record. Gene Ontology annotation, molecular function: single-stranded DNA binding. NCBI's taxonomy places the organism in Eukaryota, Viridiplantae, Streptophyta, Magnoliopsida, Malpighiales, Euphorbiaceae. Gene Ontology annotation, biological process: flower development.
AAGAAAAUCCCAAAAACAAAACAGCUGCAAAAACCUUGACCAGUUGACUCUCUUCCUCGUGGUUAAAGCUAAAUUUACUCACUUUCGCAGUUUCGCUUCACCAAAUCCUAAUUUAAAAGAAAAAAAAAAAAAGAAAAGAAAAGAAAAAAACCCGUACCAGAUUAACUUAGUCUUCAAUCAUAUACACACACACUCUGUACAUUUCAACCUCAAAAACCCGCGAAUUUGUAUUCCUUUCUGGGUCUCUGAAUAAAAAAACUUUUUUUUCUUUUUGGCGCUUUAACUCUCUCAUUUUGCAAUUGCAAUCUCAUCGAUACAAUUCCCAGGGUUUCAACGUUCAAUUCUCUUUGCUCGCUUGAAAAUCUAGGGUUUUAUUUCUGAGGUCGUUUCCAGCACACUCUACUUGAUGAGGCUUGGGAAAGAUGAAUCAUCAUGCAUUGCUGAACAAGUUGUUGACCUAGUUUCAGCAGUGAAAGAGUUACAUGGGCUUAGCUCCCAGGAACUUAAUAAAUUAAUAAGAGACUCCGAAAAUUUUACAAUUCACUUCCAAACUGAAAAAGGAACACAUUUAAAGAUUGAUGUGGAAAAACUGGCAAGCUUUCUUCCUUUGCAUCUAAUUGCAGUGCUUAUUUCAUCUGAUAAAGAUGAAUCGCUUUUGAGAUACUUAUUAUCUGGUGUUCGGCUUUUGCAUUCCCUGUGUGACCUAGCACCUCGGCAUACUAAACUUGAGCAGAUUUUGCUUGAUGAUGUAAAAGUAUCAGAACAACUGUUAGAUCUGGUGUUUUAUGUACUAAUUGUUCUUAGUGGUAUCAGACAGGAAAAUUGUAACACAAGCUCUGUGGCCCUUCUGCAUUCAGCAUUGGUAGCAUGCAGUCUAUAUCUAUUAACAGGUUGUAUAUCAUCACAGUGGCAAGAUCUUGUUCAGGUGUUGCUUGCACACCCAAAGGUUGACAUAUUUAUGGAUGCAGCUUUUGGAGCAGUACAUGUUGCUAUCAGGUUUCUUCAGGUCAAGCUGUCAGCUCAAUAUACUGAUUUUCACAUGACAUCAAGUCCGACAGCCGAGCAAAUAGUUAACUAUCUAUGCCAACAGUGCGAGGCUUCUUUACAGUUUCUUCAGUCAUUAUGCCAGCAAAAGUUGUUCAGGGAGCGCCUUCUUAGAAACAAGGAACUAUGUGGAAAGGGUGGUGUUCUUUUUCUGGCUCAUGGCAUCUUGAAGUUAAAAAUCACAGCUCCCUUUGUAGAGUCAUCUACAGUUGUGGCUGCUGUAUCAAGACUAAAAGCUAAAGUGCUAUCAAUUCUAUUGCAUCUGUGUGAAGCAGAAAGCAUUUCUUACCUUGAUGAGGUUGCAAGUUCUCCAGGAAGCCUAGAUUUGGCCAAAUCUGUUGCUUUAGAGGUUCUUGAAUUAUUAAAGGCUGCACUUAGUAAAGAUCCCAAACAUCUCAGCGCUUGUUCUGAAAGAACAUUUCCCAUGGGGCUUCUGCGACUCAAUGCAAUGCGUUUGGCCGAUAUUUUCUCAGAUGAUUCAAAUUUUCGAUCUUACAUUACAACAUGCUUUACCAAAGUUCUGACUGCCAUAUUUUCACUCCCUCAUGGAGAGUUUUUAUCCAUUUGGUGCUCCUCUGAACUUCCACCAAGGGAGGAGGAUGCUACUCUGGAAUACGAUGUAUUUACAGCGGCUGGAUGGUUUUUGGAUACAUUUUCAUCAUUGGACCAAUCAAGUGCUAUAAAUUUAGAGAUUACUUUAAUUCCUAGCAACAUGCCCCAAGCUACAUAUGCUCAUCAGAGGACAUCAUUAUUUGUCAAAGUAAUUGCCAACCUUCAUUGUUUCGUCCCCAACAUUUGUGAAGAACAGGAAAGAAAUCUCUUCCUUCACAAGUUCUGUGAGUGCAUGCGGAUGAAUCCAUCUGAAUCCUUGCCUGGAUUUUCUUUUACUUCUGGUGCUAACAAAGCGAUCACUGUUUGCAGGAACCUGCGCUCAUUAUUAAGUCAUGCAGAGUCUCUGACUCCUAACUUUUUGAAUGAUGAGGAUGUACAGCUUUUAAGGGUGUUCUUUAACCAGUUACACUCACUGAUUAGUCCUGCUGAUUUUGAAGAAAACCAAGCUCAACAAAUUCAGGAAAUCAAGUUUGAGAGAUCAAUAUCCUUAGACAAGUUUUCUAAACUUGACAUCAAUGAGCAUCAUCAGGAGGCUCAGAGUACAGUAGGGUACUCACCUUUACUGAAGAAGGAAACUUCAACUCUGAACAAUGUAAGCAGUAAUCAGAAAGAAGAAAUGUCUGAAAAUUCUGCUUUUCAAGAAGAGCAGCUUAAUUUCAAAAAUGAGCGUAUGAAUCGUGGUGAUGAUGCAAUGAAGGAAGACAAGGGUAAAGCUGGUGGGACUGCCUCUGCUGUUUCAAGAGAGAUGGACAGGGAUUUUCAGAAUGUCGAAACAAGCGGUUCAGAUACAAGUUCUACACGAGGAAAGAAUUUUGUUGGUCAAAUGGGGAAUGGAGAUUUUGCCAAAUCAAGUGAUCUUGUGAAAGAAAAUGGUCGCCAAGGCGUUCAAGAAGAUGGAAAAGUUGGAACUAUUCAGUUUGAAGAGAAGCCAAGAAAGCGCAAACGGACUAUAAUGAAUGAUUAUCAGAUGUCAUUGAUUGAGAAGGCCCUGGUGGAUGAACCUGAUAUGCAGCGGAAUUCAGCUUCUAUACAGAGAUGGGCUGAUAAAUUAAGUAUUCAUGGUUCAGAAGUUACAUUUUCACAGCUAAAAAAUUGGCUCAACAACCGAAAAGCAAGACUAGCACGUGCAGGUAAGGAUGUUCGUGCACCAGUAGAGUUUGAUAGUGCUCAUUCAGUAAAGCAAGGUAUGUCAACACAUUCUCACGACUCACCUGAGAGUCGUGGAGAAGAUAAUGCUCCAUCAGGUGCAAGACUUGUUCCAAGCACGUCGAGAAUUGGAACUAGUGAAAAUGCUGAGACUUCUUUAGCUGAAUUUGUUGGCAUUGGUGCUGCAGAAUUUGUUCAAUGCAAGCCAGGUCAAUAUGUUGUGCUUGUAGAUAAGCAAGGCGAGGAGAUUGGUAAGGCCAAAGUAUAUCAAGUUCAAGGUAAAUGGUAUGGGAAGAAUUUGGAGGAAUCGGAAACGUGUGUCGUGGAUGUUACUGAGCUUAAGGCUGAUAGAUGGGUGAGGCUUCCAUACCCAUCUGAAGCCACCGGCACCUCAUUUAGUGAGGCCGAAACAAAGCUUGGGGUAAUGAGAGUGUUGUGGGACUCAAACAAAAUAUUUAUGUUUCGGCCUUGAUGAUGGCCUUGCUAGAAUCUUAGUGCCCCAUAGCAUAUUGUCACCAUCAAUAUAGUUCCUCUUUUUGUUUUUUUUCCCCUUAAUUUUAUUAAUUAGAUUCUAAUCAUAAUCAUAAUCGUAAUCAGGUUCAGGAUUUAUUGUUUUUCU